UACAACAUUAGACACGUGGCUUCUGCUAGCAGAUGGCGCAGUAAAUAAAGAUUUAGCAGGCCCAAAUCUGGAAGCCAGGUUAAGUCCCAACAGCCAAACUCAAUGUGGGACACUCCUGUAAGUAACAGUGGUAAGUUAGAGUGACAGGCAGCCCGAGGAGCGCCUGAGAGCCUGAACGCAGCACAGGACACACUGCACCGUAGGCCGUAAACGUACCGCAGGACAUUCACGCUAGCUGCUCAAAUAGCGAUAAUGCUCUCCAUCACAGGCGCUGUCAUCAAACACACCCGUGUCGUCCAGCGCGUCAAACUGCUACACACUUCUGCUAUUGUCAAAAUGCCGAUUCAGGUUGGUGAACAUCUCCCUGCAGUGGAGGUCCAGGAGGGCGAACCGGGAAAUAAGGUUGCCAUGGAUAAGCUCUUCGAGGGGAAGAAGGGAGUCCUCUUUGCAGUACCUGGAGCUUUUACACCUGGUUGUUCCAAGACUCACCUCCCAGGUUUUGUGCAGCAGGCUGCGGACUUGAAGAGUAAAGGUCUGCAGGAGGUCGCUUGCAUUUCUGUCAAUGAUGCAUUUGUCAUGGCUGCCUGGGGAAAGGAGCAUGGAACAGAUGGCAAGGUUCGAAUGCUGGCUGAUCCAACUGGAGCUUUUACAAAGGCAGUGGACCUGCUACUUGACAGUGAUCAGAUUGUCCAGGCCCUUGGGAACAAGCGAUCCAAGCGAUAUGCUAUGUUGGUGGAAGAUGGAGUUGUGAAGAAGAUCAAUGUGGAGCCUGAUGGCACUGGACUGACCUGCAGCCUGGCUUCCAAUGUUCUGUCUGAGCUGUAGGCUUAUUUAAAGCCUAUUAAACCAAACUGCAAACACAGAGUCAGUGUAAAAGUUGCACUAACAAAGCCCCGUAGCACCCUGUUCAAUCCUUCUCCUUUUCCCAAAGACUGAUGCAAAAGUCACAUGAACGCUAAUGUCAAAAACAGAGCUGGAAAGUUAUUAAUGCGCACAACUAUGACAUGACUGGCAAUCCAAAUAAAAGUGUUCCUUCUCUGUAUACUGAUACCUGUGAGUAAAUUAAAUUGACCCUAAAAGCAAUAAUCACGUUUUUCCUUUUUUGUUCAUAGUGCAAGUUACUUAUUGUGUCUGUUAUCAAAAUAUCCCACAGCUGUGAUCUUCUUAUGAUGAACGAUGCAAGGGGACAAAAUACCCAGUACAGUACAAAUAAAACAUUCUGAG
Anoplopoma fimbria (sablefish) is the source of this 1224-nucleotide messenger RNA. RefSeq names its product peroxiredoxin 5 (gene prdx5). The transcript has 6 exons. Bases 253 to 825 code for a protein of 190 amino acids. Gene Ontology annotation, cellular component: cytoplasm; peroxisome; mitochondrion. The record is from RefSeq and is a predicted model, not a curated record. Gene Ontology annotation, molecular function: thioredoxin peroxidase activity. Lineage: Eukaryota; Metazoa; Chordata; Actinopteri; Perciformes; Anoplopomatidae. Gene Ontology annotation, biological process: cellular response to oxidative stress; cell redox homeostasis; hydrogen peroxide catabolic process.